CUCUCUCUCUCUCUCUCUCUCUCUGUCACACACACACACACACACACACACACACACACACAGCCGCUGUCACAACUCCCCAGAGCUCGUCAACAUGGCUGCGAACCGGGUGAUCGUGUACGGAGGAAGAGGAGCUCUGGGCUCCAAGUGCGUGCAGCAUUUCAAGUCCAAAGGAUGGUGGGUCGCGUGCGUCGACAUGGCUGCGAACGAGGAGGCAAACGAGAACGUGCUCGUGAAGUUGAGCGAGUCGUUCGGCGAGCAGGCGGCGCAGGUGACGACGGAUGUGGCCCAGUUGCUAGGGGAACAGAAAGUGGAUGCCAUCUUGUGCGUGGCGGGAGGCUGGGCGGGAGGAAGCUGUAGUUCCAAAGAUUUAUACAAGAACACGGAUCUGAUGUGGAAACAGAGCGUGUGGACUUCCACUAUCUCCAGCCACCUCGCCGCUCUGCACCUGAAACCAGGCGGACUGUUGACUUUGGCCGGGGCCAAAGCUGCCCUCUCGGGCACCGGUGGCAUGGUGGGCUACGGCAUGGCCAAAGCUGCCGUCCACCAGCUGUGUCAGAGUCUCGCCGCGAAGAACAGCGGGAUGCCGCCGGGAGCCGCCGCCGUGGCGAUACUACCGGUUACCUUGGAUACGCCGAUGAACAGGAAGUUCAUGCCCGACGCAGACUUCGGCUCCUGGACACCGCUGGAGUACAUCGCAGAAAUAUUCUUCGACUGGGCCGCCGGAGUGAACCGGCCGGCUUCAGGGAGCUUGAUGCAGCUUCUGACCUCCGGAGGGGAAACCCAGGCGGUGGCCUCGCAGUAGAGGAUAGAGAGGAGGUGUGGAGACGGUGAUGGUGGUUGGGAAGGCAGAGGGGGCGGGGGGGAUAUAUGGAAAAACCCAGAGAUAGAGGGAGGAGGAAGAGGAAGAUACGAGGAAGAGGGUUUACGGUUUAAGGGGACACUAGAUGGGUUCAUUUUGAAGGAGGGGAGGAGCUUUUCUUUUUUAUUGCAAAUGCAGCCUCAUAGCGCCAUCUAGCUGUGACAGUCUAAACUGUGUCUAAAAACCAACUCAAAAGUCUCAGAAAGCCGCCGUCUUCUCCUCUCAAACGGACAAUAAGGAUGAAGGUGAAGUGGCCUUAUUUUAUGUUUCGUAGAGUGUCCUCGUUGUCCUUAUGCUCUUGUUCCUGUUGUGGGUUUUCUAAGUCCUGUAUUGUAACUGUACAAUAAAAUGAGUCAAAACCAAAGGA
This is a messenger RNA of Cyclopterus lumpus (lumpfish), 1229 nucleotides long. RefSeq names its product quinoid dihydropteridine reductase a (gene qdpra). Gene Ontology annotation, cellular component: cytoplasm. Gene Ontology annotation, biological process: L-phenylalanine catabolic process; tetrahydrobiopterin biosynthetic process. NCBI's taxonomy places the organism in Eukaryota, Metazoa, Chordata, Actinopteri, Perciformes, Cyclopteridae. Gene Ontology annotation, molecular function: 6,7-dihydropteridine reductase activity; NADPH binding; NADH binding. The transcript has 7 exons. The coding region runs from base 95 to 805 and encodes 236 amino acids. The record is from RefSeq and is a predicted model, not a curated record.